AUGAAGGAGACGGACGGAGGAUCCAAAUUGCAAUCUUACAGUAAAUGCCUAGUCAUAGUAACGGGAAUAUACACCUGCUUCCUGUCAUUCGGAUAUUUUUUAGAGAAGCUCCUGAAAUAUAAAGUAAACGACGCCGUGGAAUUCAAAUUCCCGAUCUUCAUCGUAGUUGUAACUUCAGCGUCGAACCUGGUGAUGAGCGUGUUGCUGCUCCUUGCGCAGUACGUUGGAGACCUACGAAAGAAGAAAUCGCAGUCGGGACGCCAGUACCGCCCAGUGACGAGGCUGGAGGCCUCGAAGGUGAAAAGAGAGGGCCUGUUCGGCAACCUGGAGAGGAAGCACCUGCUCAGGCUGUGCCUGUCGUCCUCAUUCUCAAUCAUGGCCCAGAUGACGGCGACCUACGCGCUCCCGUACGUGGGAAUUCCGACGCAGGUGAUCAUCAAGAGCUCGAAGAUGGUGCCGAUCCUGAUCGGAGGCUUCGUGCUCUUCCGCAAAAGGUACGCCUGGUACGACGUCACCUGCGUAGUCUCAAUAACGCUCUCAAUCAUACUGUUCAACUUCGAAAGGUUCAUUAACUACAAGGACAACAGGACCUCGGUGCUGGGAAUAUUCCUGUGCUUCCUGUCGCUGUUCUGCGACGGCUUUGUGGGCCCGAUCCAGGACGACGUGCUCUCGAAGGUGUCGCUGCACCCGCACUUCCUCAUGUUCAUAUCGACCAUGGUGUCACUGCCGAUAUCGCUGGCAGCAUGCCUGACUUUGGAGGGGCUGCUGCCGUUCAUGCUGGUGAAAAACAGGGAGAUAAUGAAGCUGGCGCUCUCGCUUGCGCUCUCGGGAACCCUGGGACAGAUGUUCGUCUUCCUGUCAAUAACGAGCUACGGAAGCCUCUACACGGGCAUCAUAACGACCCUGAGGAAGGCCUUCAGCACGCUGCUGUCGGUGUACAUUUUCAAGCACAGCCUGACGAGGGUGCAGUGGUUCGCGCUCCUGACGACCUUCUCCAGCAUAUUCAUGCAGCAGUUCUUCAAAAACAAGGACAAAGCAGUUAAAAAGUCAAAGUAA
This is a messenger RNA of Theileria orientalis strain Shintoku, 1056 nucleotides long. RefSeq lists its product as uncharacterized. Gene Ontology annotation, cellular component: Golgi membrane; endoplasmic reticulum membrane. NCBI's taxonomy places the organism in Eukaryota, Apicomplexa, Aconoidasida, Piroplasmida, Theileriidae. The transcript has a single exon. The record is from RefSeq and is a predicted model, not a curated record. Gene Ontology annotation, biological process: UDP-galactose transmembrane transport. Gene Ontology annotation, molecular function: UDP-glucose transmembrane transporter activity; UDP-galactose transmembrane transporter activity. The coding region runs from base 1 to 1056 and encodes 351 amino acids.